Messenger RNA from Penicillium alfredii, 228 nucleotides. RefSeq lists its product as uncharacterized. Gene Ontology annotation, biological process: proton transmembrane transport; vacuolar acidification. The record is from RefSeq and is a predicted model, not a curated record. The coding region runs from base 1 to 228 and encodes 75 amino acids. Lineage: Eukaryota; Fungi; Ascomycota; Eurotiomycetes; Eurotiales; Aspergillaceae. Gene Ontology annotation, cellular component: vacuolar proton-transporting V-type ATPase, V0 domain. Gene Ontology annotation, molecular function: proton-transporting ATPase activity, rotational mechanism. The transcript has 4 exons.
AUGGCAAGCGGUUGGAGUCUCAUCAUCGGCCUGAUCAUCGUUGUGGCUGCAUCGCUGGCAGCCUGGUUCCUCAGCCCCAAGGGCGAUAACCAGACACUUUGGCGGAACACCCUCAUCCUUUCAUUUAUUUCUUGUUAUUUGAUGUGGGCCAUUGUCUUCCUCGCACAGUGGCAUCCGCUCAUUACGCCCAAGAGAUCCGAUAUGCGGCCUGACCGAGUACCGGAGUAA